AGCUAGAUUAUACUGAAUAUCGAGAAAUGUCAUUGCCAAUAAGCUAGCUGAGAUUUAAACAGCUUUUAUGGGAUAUUGUCUAGUUAUCAAGAGUACAUGUGCAUGUAACAGGAUUGUGGACAAAAUAUUGGGAAAUUCAGUUUUACUUUGCAAGUUUGUCAGAAGGUCGUACUAGUUUCUUGGAUAUACAUUUCUAUUACAGUGACCACUUAAAGCAAAUAAAGGAAUAUCUUGGAGGUACAGGUCUACCUGGUCGAGCGGCCAUUAGGAAUGGCAUUCCUCCAACUUCCGGCUCAAAAAGGGCGCCACCAUCACCGGAAGUCUAACGGGCAGACAGGGGAGAAGACGGCUCCUGCGUGUCGUGUGCUCAGUGUCCCAUCGGACCCUAAUGGGAGUCGCUACAAACCACAUCCGGAUGAACACCAAAAUCUCAAAGUUCAAGAAUCUGACGGGAAUUUCUUCGAAAAUUUCACUGCGUUGUCAUGGCGACAAGAAAACAAACGUCUUCGAGCAACAAAUGAGGAUGAUCGUGACACGUCAAAGCCACCGCCUCUAGAGAACCAGUAUGCCCCAAAACCCUCCCUGCACUCACCCUCUAAGAAGGAGUUCGAGAUGCUAUAUGUGGAGGUCCUUUACACAAUCAAGCACAAAAUUGGGAUAACAAUUGGGGGGCACCUGCCAUUUAUACAGGACCUCUACCAGUAUGCGCAGCAAGCCUUCAAGGUCUCUCCAGAAGACCACGCCCGAUUGCUCGCACAGGCCACGAAGGAAAAGCCACCUAUAGUUAUUCUGAAUGCCACCGUUCUGGAAGCCCGGAACCUUGAAGCCAAAGAUGCCGACGGGUUCAGUGACCCAUACUGUAUGCUGGGGAUCAUGCCGGGGAGACGCAUGCAGAGUUUCGAAGGCUCCCAAGAAGGCAGCAUGGGCUCUUCUGACGAGGAAAACAGCCCACGUUCGAAGGACAAGGCUUUCAAAAGGUUUUCUCUGAAGAAGAAGUCUGCAGCAUUGAGGGAUAUGUUGCCAGCCAAAUACAUCCAGACGACCAGCGUCAGACCCAACACUCUGAAUCCCGUGUGGAACGAGAAGUUCCGAUUUGACCUGGAAGAUGUGAAGACAGACCGUGUUCACCUGGACAUCUGGGACCACGAUGACGAGUUCUCUGUUAUCGAGGCUGCUAAGAAACUGAAUGAAGUUCAAGGUAUAAAGGGUCUCGGGCGUUACUUCAAACAGGUGGCACAGUCGGCACGUACCAGCAAGAGCAGUGGAAACACUGUUGAUGAUUUCCUGGGAUGUCUCAAUGUUGCACUAGAUGAUAUUCCUUCCUCGGGCCAUGAGAAGUGGUAUCAGCUUGAAGGCAGGUCGUCACGUUCAAGUGUUGAUGGGCAGAUCAAACUUCGGUUGACCCUAGCAACGAGGGAGGACAGAGGAAUUCCGGAAGAUGACAACUGGACUGAUGUCAGACAGCAUGAGGACCUUAUGUGUAUAUUUAUAGAACAUGAGGUCAGGAAAUGCAAGGAGGGGUCAUACAGAUGGAAUGGAGAACUUCCUCAGGCUGCUCAGACAAUCUUACACCAGCACGCCAUACAAGGGGAUGUUACUUCUGUACAGCAAGCAGUCUGUCGAUGGAUGGCGUACAGCAGGAAACACCUAGAACAUCCCCUUGACUACCAGGUCUUGCUUGGUUACCUUCAAGAUCUGGAUAAACUGUGGGAACCAACCUCACUCUCUAGGGAGGAGCUUCGGCUUUUUGCAUUGGAGGAGUGCCUUGCAGAAUCGCUCACCCGAUUUAUCGACCACAGUCUCGCGUUGAUUCACCGUCAACGCGAGGUGUUUCCGACAAAUAAUCGACAGGCGAUGCAACGACUGGAGGGGAUGUUACGAUGUUUGUCUGGAAUUUACAGCAUGCAGGUGUUCAAACGCACAUGUCCGUUCCAUAAAGAGCUUCAUCCAGAAAUUACCAUCAUUAUUAAGAAAAGUGCUAGCGAGUGGUAUGAGCGAACUUCAAAGCGUUGUCACAAGCGUACAGCCGUGGCAGGUGAGGAGGAUGUCAUACACGGCUUACUUGAGCUCACAAAUCAGCUAAAUGCUGACUUACACCAUGCCGUCAUCUUCUACAACAAGCUCUAUGAGCAACUAGUGGAUGUGCAAUAUUUUAGAGUAACCUAUCAAGUUAUUGAAAAACUGCUUGCCAGCGAUGUUAGAACAGCAUUAAAGGAGGAGUUUGGUGAGGAGGUGACGGGCACUCUGACAGGCUCCCUGACCCGGCUGGAGCGUGCCGACGCCCAGCAGCCCGACUCCCCAGGUAUUGUUGGUAUCAUGGGAACACAGUUGUUCGAGCUCUAUCUGGCGCUGCAAGAGUUCUGCAAGUUUAAAGAACAUCUUCCAAAUAGCAUCAAGAAGGAUUUAUCAAUCUGUCGAUACUACCAGUGGUUCACGUUUGCGGUAAAGAAGUGGCUUCACAUCGCAAAACAGAAGGCUUACAAGCGAAUACAUAAAGCUGUUGAACUAGACAAGACAGUGGACAUCAAGUCGGGUGUUAAAUACAGCACCUCUGCUGUGGAUGUUUGCUGCUGUUUUUCCCAGAUGACGGAGUUUUGGCGUAACCUGGACUGGCCAGAUGUACUGGACGCGUUACCAAUGGCUCGUAAGCUAACUGAGGACGUGUGCGCUGGGGCAGCACUGUACGCAGACCUCAUACACGAGAAACUGAGGCGGGCUGGGUACUAUGAUGACGAAGGACAAUUUGACGUCACAGAACAGUUGUGUAUCACAAUCAACAAUAUAGAACAAGUACGGAAGUCCCUUACGCCCAUGCCCGAGAUGUUACAGUUCAACGAGAUCCAAACUGCCCUGGAAAACCAAAACGUGAAGAAUCGUUCGAAAUACGACCUCAACCUUAUUCUCAACAAAACUGAUCAGGAGAUGGUUGGCAAGAUUAAAAAUGUGGUGGACCGGGUAGCAGAUAAGAUGCGGCCUGACAUAAAGAAAGAUGUGUUCCACCUGAACUGGGCACCAGAUGCUGUGCCUGCAGACGACGCUAUAGGCGACCUAUUAGAAUACCUGGACAGUAACCUUCUUGUUAUGAACAAUAAUCUGCUCAAGUCCAACUUUGACCGCAUCCUGGAGUCCAUCUGGAUUGAAUGCCUUGAGGAGUUUCGAGAAGCUCUUGAUGCUGAGGAAGCAAAGACACCUGUGUUUUACCAGCGCAUGUUUGAUGCUAUUGGACUGCUGGUCCAGUUUUUCAAUGCCAAUGACAAGGGACUGCUAAUGCAGAACAUUGUCUGUCCCCUGUAUCAGGACUUGAAACAUGAGCUUAGUCUACAUAAGAUGGACACGUUUGAUCUCAUAGAGGCAUUCUAUGAGGAAAAACUCCAAGAACAGAAAUCCUGGACAAGCACCGAGUUUGGUACAUUGAGCGUGCGUGUCUGGUACAAGCGUGACUCCAGGACCAUGCUCGUGGAAGUGCUGAGUGCCCAUGAUGUGAUCCCUCUCGACGCAAAUGGUCUCAGCGACCCAUACGUGAUUGUGUCCUUCUGUCCUGAGCACAUGUUUCCCUCCGUUCCCUCCCAGACCACCAAGAUUGUGAAGAAAACACUCAACCCAGAGUUUGAUGAGUCAUUUGAAUUUAAUGUGUCACUGACCCAAUGCAAGAAGAAGGGUGCUGCUCUUGUGUUCACAGUGAUGGACCACGACUACGUAUUCCAGAACGACUUUGCCGGCGAGGUGUUUAUGGCCUUGUCAGAAAUCCCUGGAGUUGAUGGGGAUGAGGUGUCAGGAUACGAGGCUCUCAAUGUCGUCACUCUACCACUUACACAGCCUAGCAAAAGGAAGACUGGUGCUCUGGCAGUGUUGUCUACGCGUGACUGGGACAAGGCUGCUCAAGAUUUGGUGAAGCUGCGAAGCAAAGUUCAAGACCAGUCUACAUAAGCAAAUGGACUGUAAUAACAUGCACCAGACUAUUGUAUAGUUAUCGAUGUUGGAUAUGAAUGUAUAAUUUUACAUGGGCGUAGGUUUAUCUUGUGCAAUGUGAUAGUCAAUAUGUCUAUUUGAUUAAAACCCAGUUAAGAAGAUUUGUAAUGGUGAUGAUAUGAAGCAGUUUUUAUUAUUACUCAUUUGUUUGAACUUUUUUACUUUUUUAUGGCUGAACAAAAGUGGGGAUGGGGGGGGGGGGUGCAAUAUUAAUUUGCCCUUUUUUGUCCAUGUGUCCAGAACUUGUGUAGCACACAACUCUAAAGCUAUUUCACCUUCAGUCAAGAAACCUUGGUUAGCUUUGGCCUUCAAGCUGGCAAAAAUUGGCAUUUUUGGAUUUGAUGAAAUUGUAUUGAUAAUAAACACAAAAUUAUUAGUCAUACAACUCAUGUAAUCUUUCAGGAAGGUGUUUUUAAGUUAUGGAACUCAUAAUUGUAAUGCACAUAUAUGGAGAAUGUACAAAAUGAUGGCCCUUGCUUUUGUGACAAACACGGCAUAUGGGGCAUCCGUGUCCUAUGGACACUUGUCAAGUUUCUUCAUCAUUCCGCUAUACAUCUGUACACGAUUGUUGUAGUAGACUGACCAGUAGGGUUGGUGUGUGUCAUUUCUAGUCUUUUAUCACUUUACACUUUGUUCAUAUCCCCACACUAAAUGAGUUUUCUAGUCAAUCCAUUUAUAUGAAGAUAGUGUGUCAUGGACGCCAGUUUGUGCUACAAUGUCUCUUCCUUAAAUAGCAAAUCUUGCAGGCAUUUCUUCAGUUAUAAAUAAUAUUAAUUUAACUAUUUUCAAUAUCAUUGUUAAACAUGAUAGAAUUGUCAUUAUAAACUUUUUGUGAUUAAGUAAAUAUCUGUUAUUUGUUGUUUGAAAAUGUCAGUUUCAUGUUAACCCCCUUUCAUUGGUCAAUUUAAUGUUAGCACCCUUCCGUUGUCUAUUUCAUGUUUACCCCCUUUCAUUGUCUAUUUCAUGUUAACCCCUUUCAGUGUCUAUUUCAUGUUAACCCCCUUUCAUUGUCUAUUUCAUGUUAAUCCCCUUUCAUUGUCUAUUUCAUGUUAACCCCCUUUCAUUGUCUAUUUCAUGUUAACCCCUUUCAGUGUCUAUUUCAUGUUAACCCCUUUCAUUGUCUUUUUCAUGUUAACCCCCUUUCAUUGUCUAUUUCAUGUCAUCCCCUUUUCAUUGGUCAAUUUAAUGUUAACCCAAUUUUUAUUUGUCUUUGACCUUGUUUCUUUAGUCCAAGUUUUAACCCAGUUAUAAUUUAAUUAUUGACUAUAUAUUAACUGCAUUUGUAUUUGCUUGUUGCAUUUUAACUUCAUGUUCAUUGGAUUUUUACAUCAACCCCUUUAUUAUCACAUCUUUUUUAAUAUUUUCAACAUUAUUUUGACAUUGUUUAUUGUUUUGGCUUUGUUGAUAAUUGAUGUUCCUGCAAAUUAUCUGUCUUUAUAUUUUAUGAUUAUAUAAUAUUAUUAGAAUGAUACAAAACUUUUAACAUUUGUUUAUAAUGUAUUAUUAUUAUUAUUACUAUUAUCAUUAUUGGUAAAUUUCACACCUUGGACACAUACAAGAAGUUUAUUGGUCCCUGUUCCAACCAAAGGUAUAUUUAUCAUGUUCAUGUGUGAUAGAACUUGUAUAUGUUACACAAGCUCACUUCUUCACAUGUCAUGAUGUUUGGCAGCCUCACAAGAUUGAGGGACUUUUGAAAUAUUUAUUACAAUUGAUAUGAUAAUUCAUCUGCAAUGGGUUUUUUCAAUGCAUUUUAUUUUCUUGAUGCAUUUUUUACAAUAACUAAAGUCAUUUUUCCAUAGCAACCAUUGUUUUCAUCUUGAUUUAUUUUGACUGCAAUUAAAGUGUCUGUUUCAAACAGCCUUAUUGUUUUAAAAAUACUUAAAUAAAUCAUCAAACACAUUUUCAUUUAUGAUUCCAUGUUAUAAUGUAAUAAAUAUAUAUAAAAUUAUAAGCUUAUAUGAUUUUGAAUAUUAAUAUGAUUAUAAGGUGUGUCAUUUCAAUAAUGAACUUUCAUUUCGACAUCAAAUUUGACAUCAAAUUAAGUUUUUUUAAAAUGCCCAAUGUAUGAUCUUAACUCAGAAAACAUGCCUUACACAAUUUUAGAUAUAUCAUCAUGAAUUCUGCUUCCUGAAAUCCCAUUAAGGUGCAGUACCAAAUUGAACAAAAGCAAAUGUACAUCCAGAGGCCCAAAAUCACUUGAAUUAAAUAAGUUGUGGUAAUUUAAAUGUGUUUUACAUUUAGUGCAAUAAUUCAUUCCAAAUAUUUUCUUGCACAAAUUUGAACCUUUUAAUAUUGUUGUUAUGUGUAUUUUUUUUAAAAGAUUGCCAGUUAUUUGUAUUUAUUUCAGAGUUUUAAAUUUUAAAAUGUUUAUGUAUUAUUAUGUAUUAAAGUAAAUGUG
Molecule: messenger RNA, 6367 nt
Organism: Mya arenaria
Lineage: Eukaryota; Metazoa; Mollusca; Bivalvia; Myida; Myidae
Product: BAI1-associated protein 3-like
Exons: 31
Coding region: 271-3927 (1218 amino acids)
Source: RefSeq, a predicted model, not a curated record